This is a messenger RNA of Parnassius mnemosyne (clouded apollo), 1215 nucleotides long. Lineage: Eukaryota; Metazoa; Arthropoda; Insecta; Lepidoptera; Papilionidae. The record is from the annotation of a GenBank genome assembly.
AUGACUGAUGCACUGAGCCACCUAGUAGUUGAUGGCAAUGAAGUUUUGGAGUUGAAAUUAGUACGAUCAGUGGAAGACAUUGAGGAUGAUGACACGAGCUUUGGUCCAGAAAUGUGUCAUCAAGUGUUUGGAGAGAAUGAAAAUAUUUUUGGUUAUACAGAUUUGCAUAUCAAGCUUUUUUACAGUGCUGGAAGCCUCCAAACAUACCUUGGGAUAGAAUAUACAGAUAAGAUUGAACCGAGCAAAUCUGGAGGAUUGAAACCGGAUGAUGUAGAAGGAGCACUAAGAAAAGUAUUGGCUCCUGGCUAUGUCUCAAAUUUGGAUCACUUCAUAUCUAUGUUAGAAAAGGAUAAAUAUUUUACACCACAUGGUCGUCUCUUACAUUCAUUUACAGUUACACCUCGUGAAGGUGGGGAUAAGCGAACAUUCGAAGUGUAUUAUAGUGAAAUUUCUACCCCUGGCUUCCUUGCAUACCACCAGCGUUUGCAAACUUUCCUGCUGUGGUAUGUUGAUGCUGCUUCUUUUAUUGACAUUGACGAUGAGCAGUGGACGUUCUUCACAGUAUUCGAGAAAUACCACAGUAGCGAUGGCGGUGUGCGCUAUGCGACCACAGCGUAUGCGACAGUAUAUCGUUAUUAUGCAUAUCCACGACACACUCGUCCUAGGGUGUCACAAGUACUCACACUUCCCCCUUAUCGGAAGCUUGGCUUGUGUGCAGAACUGCUUCAGUCAAUAUAUUUACAUUUUAUACCACAACCCGAAGUAGUGGACAUUACGGUAGAGGAUCCGUCGCAGGAAUUUCAGAGAAUAAGAGAUUAUGUAGAUGCCAAGAACUGUGAUACUCUUCCUGCUUAUCAACCGGCAAAACUUUUACAAGGUUUUACACCCGAAAUGGCAAAUCAAGCUUGCAACAAAUUUAAAAUCAAUAAGAAACAAGCGCGUCGUAUUUACGAAAUAUUGCGGCUAAAGAGUACUAACACCUCAGACAAGACUGCCUACUUAAACUACAGACUAGAUGUCAAGAAUAGGCUCAAUGCACCUUUUCAGAAAAAGAAAUUGGAAAUGAAGAAGUUGCAAAAAGUUUUAAAACCUGAAGAGUAUGCAGCAACUAUAAGCUCUACCGGAGCCAUUGAGACACAAGGCCGCCUCGCCAGCCAGUACUUAUCUUUGGAGGAAGAAUACCGACGCGUCAUACACAGAUUGGAGCAGGAUUAA